AUGGAAUCAGGGAAAAAACCAACCCCCUUUCUUUAUAUGAAUGAGUGCAUUCAAUGUCAAAGCGCCAAAAAUGGUGGCGUAGAGGCAUUUAUUGCUCACUUGGCUUUUGAACACAGCAUACCAACAGAAUGGCCGAGCGAUAGAGCUGCCAGGUUAACCGGUGCAGAAGCAGAAAAGCCUUACACGACGGUUGCUGCCACCCGCAAAAAACGAAGGAAACUGACAACACCAAGGCCGCUUAAUAGUUUUAUGGUUUUCGCUCAGCAUAUUCGCCGAAAUGUUUUGGCUAUGUUUGACACAGCUUCAAGUUCAAAUGUAAGCCGGUUACUGGGUGAAGCCUGGAAUUUAAUUCCUAAAGAAAUACGAGCUUUGUACGAUGAAGAAGCUGCUCGAUUAUCGAAAAUUCAUAAUAUUGAAUUCCCAACUUAUAAGUAUCAACCGAAACCUCGUCAGUGGCAGCCAAGCAGCAUUGCUGCAUCCGCCUCUCCUUCUGCAAGCAAUCUAGACGAGUCGUCUCCAAUCCGAGCUCAUCCGUCAUCAGUUUCAGCUCCCAUUUCCUGGCUUUCUUCUUCAGCCGUCUUGGCGAUUUCCACGCCUACUAUCACAUCAUUCGAACGCCCUUCGUCACCACUUAUGAUUAAAGCGGAACCCCCUAGCUCUUCUCCACAAACAUCGCGAUCAUCCUCUUGCCUCUCUUCUUCUUCUUUUCCGACACAAUCAAAUGUGGCAGUUCAUGACAUUCAUCUGCCAUCUGUCCAGUUGUGUACUUCUCAGUCGACUUCCAAAUUAAUGAAAAUAGCACCGGCGACGCCAACGCCCAUUGCGCCUCCCAGAACAGUCACCAAAUCGGAACCUCUGGGGUACUUGGAACAAAAUUCAAAUGAUCCAUUCUCACCCUGUCUUUCGACCUCUUCGCCUCUCUCUCGAACGCCAUCUCCUGCUCAGCAGUUUAACUCUAUGCAAGAGAAUGCUAUUUCACAGGUAAAAAGCCAGUUGCCGCAGAAACUUCGUAUUGAGACUGAAGCGCAACAGACGCUCGCGUCUGAUCUGACAGUGCUACACAAACUGAUCAACCAGGCAGCUACCAGCUCUCAACAAAUACAACAACCCCAAGGGCAGAGCGACUCAAAGCCUUGUAUCCUUCUGACUCCAAUUCAGUCCGAUAUCGGACAGCAGGCUAUUAUCUCGUGCGGCCAGUCCUCAACCGUGCCCACUUUGCUUACUUGUGGCAGUACAAUCUACGUUGCUCUCACGGUCCUGCCAUCACCACUUGAAUCAACAUCUGAGGUGCGGAUUCCGGUGAACCAAGAGCAGACAAUACUUGAGAGGCAGCGGUUGACGGCGAAUAACAAGAGUCUUUCGAGCUCUAAUUUAAUCAAGCUGGUGCGCUCUUUGGAUGCAACUCAAAUGCAGUCCACCGCAAACAGUCGUUUGGGCGAGCUGUUGCGAGCAGCGGCGGCAGUUGCAACUACUACUAGCCAGUGA
Messenger RNA from Hydatigera taeniaeformis, 1485 nucleotides. The record is from the annotation of a GenBank genome assembly. Lineage: Eukaryota; Metazoa; Platyhelminthes; Cestoda; Cyclophyllidea; Taeniidae.